AUGUCAAGUGAAGGGGAGGGUAUCUUAAUGCUCAUAGCAGCUGGGGAAUGUUCACUGGGGAUCUUAGGGAAUGCAUUCAUUGGACUGGUAAACUGUGUGGACUGGAUCAAGCACAAGAAGAUUGCCUCCAUUGAUUUAAUCCUCACAAGCCUGGCCAUCUCCAGAAUUUCUCUCUUAUGUAUAAUACUAUUGGAUUGUUACAUAAUGGUCCUGUACCCAGAUGUCUAUACUGGUGGUAAACAAAUGAGAAUCAUUGACUACUUCUGGACACUAACCAACCAUUUAAGCGUCUGGUUUGCCACCUGCCUCAGCAUUUUCUAUUUCCUCAAGAUAGCAAAUUUCUUCCAUCCCUUUUUCCUCUGGAUGAAGUGGAGAAUUGACAGGGCAAUUCCUAGGAUCCUGCUGGGGUGUUUGAUCUUCUCGGUGUUCAUUAGCCUUCCUGUCACUAAGGAUUUGGAUGAUGAUUUCAGGCAUUGUGUCAAGAUGAAGGUGAAAACAAAUUUAAGUUGGAGAUGCAGAGUACAUAAAGCUCAGCAUGCUUCCAUCAAGAUACGUCUCAAUCUGUUGACACUAUUUCCCUUUUCCGUGUCCCUGAUCUCAUUUCUCCUCCUAAUCCUCUCCCUAUGCAGACACACCAGGCGCAUGCAUCUCCGUGCCCCAGGGAGCAGAGAUGCCAGCACAGAAGCUCAUGUGAGAGCAAUGAAGGCUGUCAUCUCCUUCCUCCUCCUUUUCAUUGCCUACUACUUGGCCUAUCUUGUGGCCACGUCCAGCUACUUUAUGCCAGAGACUGAAUUAGCUGUGAUCGUUGGUGAGUUGAUAGCUCUAAUCUGUCCAUCAAGCCAUUCACUCUUCCUAAUUCUAGAGAACAAAAAAUUAAGACAAGCAUCUCUAAGGGUGCUAUGGAAGGUAAAAUAUAUCCUACGAAGAAGGAAUUGCUAA
Messenger RNA from Dama dama (fallow deer), 939 nucleotides. RefSeq names its product taste 2 receptor member 7 (gene TAS2R7). Gene Ontology annotation, molecular function: G protein-coupled receptor activity; bitter taste receptor activity. The coding region runs from base 1 to 939 and encodes 312 amino acids. The transcript has a single exon. NCBI's taxonomy places the organism in Eukaryota, Metazoa, Chordata, Mammalia, Artiodactyla, Cervidae. Gene Ontology annotation, biological process: G protein-coupled receptor signaling pathway; detection of chemical stimulus involved in sensory perception of bitter taste; sensory perception of taste. Gene Ontology annotation, cellular component: membrane. The record is from RefSeq and is a predicted model, not a curated record.